ACUUUCCCGCGCCGCCCGCCGCCCUUGACGUCUGGUCCAGUCUGUUGUUUGUCUGUGUCUAUUGAUUGUUUUUGCUUUUCUAUUAUUUUUAAUUAGGGCAUCUUUUACGAUUUAAUAACUUUUCCCGUAGUAUUUCAAUUUAUUGGAUUGUUGUGGCACAGUGGCAAUUUCUUCUCGUCAAACAAGUGCCAUGAAUUCCGUAGCCCUGAAAAGAGUUUGCCCUUUCGACGAUUUUAGCCCGCAAACAAAAAUUUUCAUCACUGAAAAAAUCAUGAACUCAAGAUCGACUGGAGACAGGAUCCAAGUGAAAGCUAUACAAAACAAAACUGUGGAAAAACUGUUCCAAGGUGCCAAUAGGAAAAAUCCUGAAAUGAGUGGACGCAGCAAUUAUUUUCAGUGUCCUCACUCACUGCCACCUCAACAGCAAAGUCUGAACAAGAAUGAGGCCCCCAAAAGAUACAGACAAAUGCAAAUAAAUUUUCAAGGAAAGCUGCUUGUUCCGAUCUCACAAGAAAAUAUGCAAAUCGACAAAAUUGAACCAAUGGAAACAACAAUUUUCGAAAAUCAAAAGUGCUGCUUUUGUGAAGUGCAGCUGUCGUGUCCGAUUUGUCUUCAAAAUUGUCAGAGAUGCCAGCAAUCAUUUUGCCCCCAAUGUUGUCUCACCAUUUCUCAAGGAAUUGAAGACAGAACUAUGUGCUUGUCGUGUGUCAACUAGUGCGAAUCAGGCUUCCGACUUUUUUUUUAAAAUGCUGUCCAUUGAAAUGUGAUAUGUGGAAAAUGACGACUGUUUUUAACCGAGUGAAAAUCUGAUGACUUGCAUCAUUCAAAGGUGCAGAAGAUAUAGAAAGUACUGUUUAGAAAUAUAAAAGUUGGUUUAUUUACAAACAAUAUAA
Messenger RNA from Neocloeon triangulifer, 893 nucleotides. RefSeq lists its product as uncharacterized. NCBI's taxonomy places the organism in Eukaryota, Metazoa, Arthropoda, Insecta, Ephemeroptera, Baetidae. The coding region runs from base 191 to 715 and encodes 174 amino acids. The record is from RefSeq and is a predicted model, not a curated record. Gene Ontology annotation, molecular function: CD27 receptor binding. The transcript has 4 exons. Gene Ontology annotation, biological process: extrinsic apoptotic signaling pathway.